This is a messenger RNA of Grammomys surdaster, 2580 nucleotides long. RefSeq names its product vomeronasal type-2 receptor 116-like. The transcript has 6 exons. Gene Ontology annotation, biological process: G protein-coupled receptor signaling pathway. Gene Ontology annotation, cellular component: membrane. Lineage: Eukaryota; Metazoa; Chordata; Mammalia; Rodentia; Muridae. Gene Ontology annotation, molecular function: G protein-coupled receptor activity. The coding region runs from base 1 to 2580 and encodes 859 amino acids. The record is from RefSeq and is a predicted model, not a curated record.
AUGUUCUCUUGGAUGCUUAUCGUCUGGAUCCUGGAGAUACCUGUUCUUGUGUGCUGCUCUGAUACUUCUCAGUGCAUUUUUAAACCACAGUGGAAUCGAUACAAUGAUGGAAAUGUUGUGAUUGCUGCAUUUGUUCCUCUUUUUAAUUAUUUUAUCAUAAACAAAACGAUUGCUUUUAAUGUUGAAAAAAAGUAUCAAGCCAUGUUCAAGGUGAAGAACUACCAGUGUACCUUGGCUGUCAUAUUUGCCACUGAAGAGAUAAACAGGAACCCUGAACUUUUACCCAACAUAUCUCUAGGAUUUGAUCUCUAUAAUGUCCAAAGAAGUGAAUGGAAUAUUCUGAAGGAAGCUUUUAUUUGGCUCACAGGAAUGGGGAUAAACAUUCCUAAUUACGCAUGUAGAAGAAAGAACAAGGCUGUUGCUAUACUUACAGGAACAUCAUGGGCAAUAUCUGCACGUAUUGGGAGACUGCUGAGUCUCUACAAAUAUCCACAGCUUAGUUUUGGACCAUUUGACAGUAUCCUGAGUGACCAAGACCAGUUCUCUGCUCUCUACCAGACAGCUUCAAAAGACACAUCACUGUCAUUUGGCAUUGUCUCUUUGAUGCUUCAUUUCAGCUGGACCUGGGUGGGGCUUGUCCUCCUAGAUAACCACAAAGGAACUCAGAUUCUAUCAGACUUGAGGGCAGAGAUGUACAGGAAUAAGGUGUGUGUAGCUUUUGUAAAAAUGAUGCCAGAAAACCUGAUUGCAUUUGACUAUGCAUCCAAAGAAACUCUCAAGUGGAUCAUGAUAUCAUCUGCAAAAGUGGUUAUUGUUUAUGAAGACACUGAAUCUUUACAUACUGCAAUGCUAAAUCUAAUGCAAUUGGUUAUAACAUGGAAAGUCUGGGUCAUGAAUUCACAGUGGGAUAUAGCUGCUACUCAUGAUUAUUUCUUGUUUGACUCAUUGCAUGGGAGUCUCUUUUUUGCACACCAUCAUAAUGAGAUUGCUGAUUUUAGAAAUUUUAUCCAGACAUAUAACCCUUCCAAAUACCCAGAUGAUCAUUAUCUUGCUCUUUUGUGGAGUAAAUUUUUCAAUUGCUCUUUUUCUUUACAAGACUGUAGAAUUUUGGAUAACUGUCUGCCCAAUGUUUCCUUGGAAUAUUUGCCUACAAAUAUAUGGGAAAUGGAUAUGACUGAAGAGGGUUACAAUAUAUAUAAUUCUGUGUAUGCUGUAGCUCACAGUCUCCAUGAGAUGACUCUCAAACAAGUACAAAUUCAACCUCAUGGAAAUGAGCAGGAGAAUUUCCACCCAUGGGAGCUCCACCAUUUUCUCAAGAACAUCCAUUUCAAAAAUGGUGCUGGAAAUGAAGUGGUUAUGGAUCCACAAAAUAAAUUAGAUGAAGAGUAUGAUAUUCUCAACUUCUGGAAUUUUCCAAAUGGUCUCCGACAAAAGCUGAAAGUUGGAACAUUUUCUCCAAAAGCUCCACAGGGUCAACAACUGUUUUUGGCUGACCAUAUGAUACAGUGGGCUAUGGGAUUUAAAGAUGUUCCUCACUCUGUAUGCAGUGAGAGCUGUGUUUCUGGAUUCAGAAAAUCCCCACAGGAGGGUCAGGCUGCCUGUUGCUAUGAUUGUACUCCUUGUGCAGAUAAUGAGAUUUCCAAUGAAACAGAUAUGGAUAAUUGUGUGAAAUGUCCAGAAAGUCACUAUGCAAACACAGAGAAGAGUCACUGCCUACAGAAAGCCUUGAAAUUUCUGGCCUAUGAAGACCCCUUGGGAAUGGUUCUCUCUUGCAUGACCAUGGGCUUCUUUGUACUCACAACUGCUGUACUUGGUAUCUUUGUGAAGUACCACCACACUCCCAUUGUCAAGGCCAAUAACCAGGCUCUCACUUACAUCCUGCUCCUCACUCUGACCUUCUGUUUUCUUUGUCCCUUGCUCUUCAUUGGGUAUCCCAACACAGCCAUAUGUAUCCUACAGCAGAGCACAUAUGGAGUUUUGUUCACAGUGGUUCUCUCCACAAUCUUGGCAAAAACCAUGACUGUUGUUCUGGCCUUCAAAGUUACUGUUCCUGGGAAGAUGAUGAGGUGGUUAAUGAUAUCAAAGGCCCCUAAUUUCAUUAUUCUCAUCUCCACCUUUAUUCAACUUUUGCUCUGUGGAAUUUGGCUGUACACCUCUCCUCCCUUUGUCGACUUGGAUGCUCACUCUGAACAUGGAUACAUCAUCAUUGUCUGCAACAAAGGCUCAGUUGUUGCCUUUCACUGCAUCCUGGGAUACCUCUGCUCUUUGGCACUUGGGAGCUAUGCUAUGGCCUAUCUUUCCAGGAAGCUGCCUGACACAUUUAAUGAAGCCAGGUUUUUGACAUUUAGCAUGCUGGUGUUCCUCAGUGUAUGGGUCACAUUCCUCCCUGUCUACUAUAGCACCAAGGGUAGGGUCAUGGUGACCAUGGAAAUCCUCUCUAUCAUGGCUUCCAGUGCAGGGAUCCUAGGCUGCAUCUUUGCCCCAAAGUGCCAUAUUAUUUUGUUAAGACCAGACAGAAUCUCACUUCAUUACAUCAGGGACAAAGCACAUUCUAGAAGAAAAGUGCAUUUUACAGAUUAA